This is a messenger RNA of Exophiala oligosperma, 3442 nucleotides long. RefSeq lists its product as uncharacterized. The coding region runs from base 409 to 3066 and encodes 885 amino acids. The transcript is spliced from 3 exons. Gene Ontology annotation, biological process: protein deubiquitination. Gene Ontology annotation, molecular function: cysteine-type endopeptidase activity; cysteine-type deubiquitinase activity. NCBI's taxonomy places the organism in Eukaryota, Fungi, Ascomycota, Eurotiomycetes, Chaetothyriales, Herpotrichiellaceae. The record is from RefSeq and is a predicted model, not a curated record. Gene Ontology annotation, cellular component: cytosol; nucleus.
CUUGACCCAGACGGAUUGCGCCCAUACGACUGACUACACUUUGCCAUUCAUCAUUGUACCACGUAUUUUGUCUGCGCACUCAUUCACCAAGUCAACCUCAUUCACCAUCGCGAGGGUCUUUUUCCGCGCAUCUUCAUUCAUCUCUCCUCUCACUUCUUGCUUCGUUUCUCACCCUGGCCCAUAAUUUUAAUUUCCUUCUCCGCCUGUCCGUUUGGUUCGACGACGCAACAGUCACUUCCCGCGAAAGACGUUUCUCUACCUAAUUGAUUCGGAGGACCUGAAUAUGGGUAGUGAAUAGGAGCUUGUGUGAGAGGACACAGGAAAAGACAGAAGCAGCUUAGACACGACGCGCAUCCUCUGCAAUGAGCACAAUGUCCUGGCGAACAAAGUCAUAACGCGAUCUCAAUCAUGCAACAAAACCACCAUCCGUAUGGGCAACACCCCAUGCCUAUGCAGCCUCCUCAGAGACGGCAUGAUGGCUCAUACCCGUCUCCCCUGAGGCCUCAUCCAGGCUAUCAGCCUUUCUAUCCUCAGCAGCUGGGUCCGAUGAUGCCUCAAUAUUCCCAGCAUUACGCGCCAAAUUGGUACGGAUAUCAACAACAUCAUAUGCACCCCAUGCAUGGUCAGCGACCUCCAUAUUACCCUCAGCAGCCUAUGCCGCCGCCGCAGUAUGCUCCUCACCAUGGGCCGAUGAUUGUGCCUUCACAGCCUCACGCCCACUCCUCGCCGCGUUUGCCUCAGGGUCCAUCAUCUAUUCCUCCCCAAGCUUCCAGCUCAGCUUCCACCACCUCUACCACUCUCGUACAAACACCUCCUUCUCCACCUCUGAGCACCACAAGCACUGUGAAUACCAAGAAAGAGGGAGUGUCGCCCUCAAUCUCCCCGGCCCCCCAACAAAGGGUACAAAGUCCGUUGGCAGAGAUCCCACAUGAACCAUUUGAACCACCAAUUCCUUGGCUAUCAGUCCAAGAUCAAGCGUUCCCCCCUCGUGCUCCCCGUCAAAGACGCCGCAUUCUUCGGUCGAAGCUAGGGACCUCACCAGUGGUUUACCCUGCUCCGGAGCCUGUCGCAGCGUCUCCCACAGAGACUGAAGAAGUGCGGGAGGAGGUAGAACCAGGUGAAAUACCGUCGACAGAGCCAACCACGUCAGAGGUGUCAACACCCUUGCCGUCAGAUACCCCCUCCGACGCUGUCUCAACGCAGCCAAGCUCCAUUGCUUCCGCAGCCGGCGCGACAUCUGCAAAAUCCCAACAGACACCCACACAACCAAAAGCCCGUCUAGCAGGACCGGUUCUGCCUGCGGUACCCCUUCUCCCUCCUAGUCCAACUGCUGCACGGAGAUCACAUAGAGACUCGAUUGCCUCGACCCAGACAAAGCUCUCGGACCCAGCACCCUCAUCAGCAGAGAAGGAGGAAGUGACAGCUGUGGUCGAGAGUUCAGAUGACAAGCAGGCCACCGCUGAGGGGACCUCUCCUGUCGCCUCUGCCCCGCCAGCACCGAAAUCAUGGGCGAACCUCUUCCGAUCCAACAACACACAGGCUGGAUCUUUCGCGUCGGCUAUUUCUCAACCUUCAGCCGUUGGCUCCGGAAUCGGGAGAAGCGAGGCUCUGUCCGAUGUGCUCAACGACAUGAAUUCCGGCAUUGAACCUCCGAUAAAGAUAUCUUUCUUGAAGCCACGUGGGCUUGUGAACACUGGCAAUAUGUGCUACAUGAACUCUGUUUUGCAAGUCCUCGUCUUUUGCCUGCCUUUCUACGACUUUCUGGCCAAGGUGGCCCAGAGAGCCCGCCAUGCCUUCAAAAGUGACACUCCCUUAAUUGAUGCCAUUGUUAUGUUUGUGCAAGAAUAUCCUGUAAUUUGUUCCGCCAAGAAUGUCGAGCAGCUCCGUCUUCAGCUCAAACCAGAUGAUUAUGAAAACUACGGCGAUUCCUUUAUUCCAGAAUAUGUCUACUCAGCGAUCAAAGAUCUACCACGCUUCCGAGAAAUGCGAAGAGGUCAUCAGCAAGACGCCCAAGAAUUUCUUGGAUUUCUGUUGGAAGAAUUACACGAAGAAUGUGCGCGAGCCAUGAAGACGGGCCCUAGCUCCAACUCAGGCAGGACAACCCCGGCCGGAAGCGUUUCCAACUUUUCUGAACAGCCGGAUGCAGAGGCUGGCUGGAUGGAAGUCGGCCAUAAGCAGAAACCUUCUGUGACCCGAUCGUCGGGAUCAAUCUCGACCGAGUCGCCUAUCAACAAUAUCUUUGGCGGCAAACUUCGUUCAGAGCUCAAAAUUUCAGGAAACAAAUUAUCCGUGACCCUGGAGCCUUACUCACCUCUGCAACUAGACAUUGGCUCGCCUCAGGUGCACAAUAUCAUUGAUGCUUUGAAAGGCCUAACACGGCCAGAAAGUAUGCAGGGUGACUUCUUCACCACACGAGGACAGAAAGCCACUGCAACCAAACAGGUCUUUAUCGACACCCUACCUCCUUUGUUGAUCCUUCAUCUCAAGAGGUUUCACUAUGACAAUACUACCAAACGUGCUGAAAAGAUCUGGAAGAAGGUCGGCUAUCCUCUCGAGCUCGAGAUUCCCAAGGAGGCUUUCCCAAUGCAAGCUCGCAACAAGUACAUUGCGCAUGGAGGAUUACCCAAGUAUCAAUUGACAGGAGUCAUUUACCACCACGGAAAGAACGCUAAUGGCGGUCACUAUACCGUGGACAUUCGUCGUCAAGACGGUCGUGAAUGGAUCCGUAUGGACGAUACCUUGCUUCGACGUAUCCGGGCGGAAGAUGUCGCUGAAGGUGGAAGUGAAGAGGAUCCGAAGGUCUUGGCCGCUGCUCUGGAACGACACAAAGCCAGUGGAAACAGAUUCGAGCAGAUUGAUCAGGACGAGGAUGAUGAAGAUGGGCCUGACAAAGUUUGGAGUCAAGUCAACGGUCACUCAAGGUCGAAAUCGACAUUGAGCAGUGUCGUGAAUGGCACAGCAACCCCAGCGAAGGAUUCUUCGGGAAAGCAGACCCCGAACCCGAAGCAAGGGAUCAAGGACAACAAGGUCGCUUAUCUCUUGUUCUACCAGCGCAUUGGCAAUUAAUAUUUGGGCUGGUCACAAAAGCCGUUCAUUGGUGCUUGAAAACCGUGUCGCUCUUUUUACACUCUCUGUGCUUCCUUGUUCCAGUGAUUCGAUGAGAGGCCCCCUACCCUUUUCCUUUCUCUUGAGAAAGGGUACCCCAACAAAGGUAGUAUCAGAAGAGAAGCAUAUUUACGUCUUUAUAUUUUGUAGAUAACACACCAAAAAGGUCAACAUUUCAGCGAAAGGUGUAUGCCCCCCCAAAAAACGUUGACGACAGUUGAUGGUCAGAGGGGGUUAGUGAGUGGGGAGGUGGUGUUGGAUGGGGAGGGGAAGUGAGUCAGUGAGGAUGAGGAUGAUGAUGAUGAUGAUGAAGAAGAAGAAGAAGAAGAAGAAGAAG